This is a messenger RNA of Lachnellula hyalina, 1788 nucleotides long. RefSeq names its product Bifunctional purine biosynthesis protein (gene ADE17). Gene Ontology annotation, molecular function: phosphoribosylaminoimidazolecarboxamide formyltransferase activity; IMP cyclohydrolase activity. The coding region runs from base 1 to 1788 and encodes 595 amino acids. Gene Ontology annotation, biological process: 'de novo' IMP biosynthetic process. The record is from RefSeq and is a predicted model, not a curated record. The transcript has 8 exons. Lineage: Eukaryota; Fungi; Ascomycota; Leotiomycetes; Helotiales; Lachnaceae. Gene Ontology annotation, cellular component: cytosol.
AUGUCUGCGAACCAGAAAACAGCGAUCAUAUCGGUCUACGACAAGCUUGGACUACUAGACCUAGCCAAGGGAUUAAUCAAGCACAAUGUACGCCUCCUUGCUUCGGGGGGCACUGCGAAGAUGAUCCGAGAGUCCGGGUUUGACGUCGAGGACAUUUCUGCCAUUACCCAUGCCCCAGAGAUGCUGGCUGGACGAGUCAAAACUCUCCAUCCAGCAGUCCAUGCCGGUAUCCUUGCGCGCGAUCUUGCCUCUGAUGAAAAAGACCUGGCGGAACAGAACAUCGACAAAGUCGACUAUGUUAUAUGCAAUUUGUAUCCAUUCAAGGAUACCGUUGCGAAGAUCAAUGUCACUAUUUCCGAAGCUGUCGAAGAAAUCGAUGUUGGAGGAGUCACUUUGAUCCGUGCUGCGGCCAAGAACCAUACGAGAGUCACUAUUCUGAGUGACCCUGCAGACUACCCAGAGUUUCUUCAAGAAUUGGAAAAUGGUGAAAUCUCUGACCGUAGCCGGAACCUAUACGCUCUGAAGGCGUUUGAACACACAGCUGAUUACGACAAAUCUAUUUCUGAGUUUUUCCGAAAGAAGUACGCAGGUGACGGCGUCCAGCACUUGGCACUUAGAUACGGAGCAAAUCCGCAUCAAAAACCGGCUGCGGCUUUGGUCGAGCAUGGAUCAUUACCAUUCAAGGCCUUGAAUGGUUCGCCUGGCUACAUUAACCUUCUAGAUGCUCUGAAUGGAUGGGCAUUGGUUAAAGAAUUGAAGACCGCACUUGGACAAGCAGCUGCCACAAGCUUCAAGCACGUUUCUCCUGCCGGAGCAGCAAUUGGUGUACCUCUAAGCGCGGACGAGAGGAAGGUUUACAUGGUCGAUGAUAUUGAAGGUCUGGAGAGCUCACCUUUGGCACAAGCCUAUGCCCGUGCCCGUGGUGCCGAUCGAAUGAGUAGUUUUGGUGACAUGAUUGCUUUGAGCGAUGUUGUUGAUGUUCCAACUGCGAAGAUCAUUUCGAGAGAGGUUUCUGAUGGUGUCAUUGCUGCCGGUUAUGAGGAUGCCGCUCUCGAAAUCCUUAAGAAGAAGAAAGGCGGGAAAUAUCUUGUGCUACAGAUGGAUCCAGAAUAUGAGCCAGCUGGCCCAGAGUCUAGGACAGUAUAUGGCAUCACCUUAACCCAGCACCGAAACGAUGCCCAUAUCUCGCCCAAGUCUUUCACUUCAAUCAUCACUCCAAAGGAAUCAGGUCCAUUGCCGGAUUCUGCCAAUAGGGAUUUGACGGUAGCUACAAUUUCUUUGAAAUACACUCAAAGUAAUUCGGUUUGCUACGCCCUCAAUGGUCAAAUCAUCGGACUAGGGGCAGGGCAGCAGUCACGCAUUCAUUGCACUCGGCUUGCUGGUGAUAAGGCCGACAACUGGUGGCUGAGAUUCAACCCACGAGUCCUAGGUAUAAAGUGGAAGAAGGGCACCAAGCGACCAGAUAAGAGCAAUGCAAUUGACUUGCUAGUCAGCGGACAGUUACCAAAAGAUGGCCCAGAGAGAGAUGGUUACGAAGCCUUCUUCGAUGAAGUCCCGGAGCCGUUCAGCGAGGAGGAGAGGAAGGAAUGGCUGGGAAAGCUGAGCGAGGUAGCUGUUUCAAGUGAUGCCUUCUUCCCAUUCAUCGAUAAUGUCUACAGGGCUGGACGUUCCGGAGCCAAGUACAUUGCGGCACCAAGUGGCAGUCAGAAUGACAAGGGUGUAUUUGAGACGGCCGAGAAGCUGGGUAUCACAUUUGUUGAGCAGAGCAUCCGCCUGUUCCACCACUAG